This is a messenger RNA of Parasteatoda tepidariorum (common house spider), 2111 nucleotides long. The record is from RefSeq and is a predicted model, not a curated record. Lineage: Eukaryota; Metazoa; Arthropoda; Arachnida; Araneae; Theridiidae.
ACAUCCUCAGUGUUCUUUUGAUUAUGCUGAUCCUGUAAAGAAUUUCAACCGUAACCAAGUCCGAGGCCCUGUUUGCAUGCAGAUUGGAAUCAAGGACUGUAAAGAGGCUAUAGCAUUGGAACUUACUGCUGGAGGAAAACUAUAUAAUGUGAUAGUCGAUGAUGAAAAAGUGGGAAAACAACUGCUUAAUAAUGGUCAGUUGAAAAGAAGAUGUACAGUUAUCCCCUUAAAUAAAAUAGUUGGUAGGCCAAUCGAUAAUAGAACAGUUCAGGAAGCUGAACGCUUGGUUGGAAGAAAUAAUGUUGCGACUGCACUGUCUAGAGUUUUAUAUGAUAAUGAGUUAAGACCAGCAAUGGAAUAUGUUUUUGGGGGCACCUUCAUUUGUCCAUCUAUGGAGCCUGCACAAAAGGUAACCUUCGAUAAGAAUAUAAGGAAAAAAUGUGUUACUUUAGAAGGAGAUGUUUUUGAACCCUCUGGAACUCUAUCUGGGGGUUCUAUGGGAAAUAGAGGGAAAAUGUUGGCUGACUUGGUCAAAAUACCUGAUCUCAAAAAAGCAAUCAAUGAUAAGGAAAACCAUCUAUCUCAACUGCAAAAUCAAAUUCAACACAUCAAGCAUUUAAAGGAUAGGUAUGAUUCAAUGAAUCAGCAGUAUGAAUUGAAAGAAAAUGAAGCUCAAUUACUGAAGUCCAAAAUUGAGCAAAGUAAUUUCCACAAGCAAAUUGAAGAGGUUGCAAAACUCAAACAGACUUUAGACGAACAAAUAUCUUUGUUGGCUUCCUGCAAAGAGAAGCAAAAAAGUGCUGAAAAGCUCAUCAAAGAGUUGGAGGUCAAAACAUCUAAAACUGCUCGUGAAAACAAAGUGAAAGAGGCUGAGAAAGCUGUUGCUGUUUGCAAAAGGAAAGCUGCUGCAUCUCUCGAAAAAUAUAAUGAAUUUGAAGCUGAAAUGAAUGGACUAAAACUUGAAAUAGAUGGCAUCAUUGAAGGUCUCCCUUCAUACGAAGAACAGAUUGAAGCCAAUGCAAAAAAUAUUGAAGAGUGUGAAAAGAGGUAUCAUGAAGCAGAAGAAAAGAAAAAAGAUAUAACAAACAUUGUUGCUGAACUGUCUGAUGUUUUGAAGAAGCAAAAGGCACUUAUUAGAGCUCACAAUAGUGAGAUAACAAAGUUGAACAAAGAAAAAGAAGCUAUGAGCAAAAAAAUAUCUGAUGCCCAGUUACAAAUGCAGCAGUUAGAGCAUGAUAUUAAAAACUGUGGUGAUAAUGCUGUUGAAGCACAAAAAAAGGUAAAAUAUCUCUUGGACAAGCACAAGUGGAUUGACGGACAAAAGAAGUAUUUUGGUGUUGCCAAUUCAGAAUUUGAUUUUCUAAAUUUUGAUCCAAAAGUUGCCGGCCCGCGAUUGAAAGAGUUAGAAGAGCAAAAAGAAAAGCUGCACAAAAAUGUUAAUAUGAGAGCACAAAAUAUGUUAUCAACUGUUGAAGAUCAGUACAAGAAUCUAAUGAGAAAAAAAGAUGUAGUAAUGCGUGAUAAGCAAGCUAUUGAGAAUGUUAUUACGCAACUUGAUGAUCAGAAAAAGGUGGCUUUAAGAAAAGCAUGUGAACAAGUAAACAAAGAUUUUGGCUCAAUAUUCCGAACCCUGUUACCUGGUACGGAUGCAAAGCUUCUGCCUCAACCAGGAAAAACAGUUCUGGAUGGAUUAGAAUUCAAAGUAGCCUUUGGAGAUGUUUGGAAGGAAUCCCUUAAUGAACUGAGUGGGGGACAAAGGUCAUUGGUUGCUUUAUCCUUAAUUUUGGCUCUACUCCUCUUCAAUCCUGCACCCAUAUACAUUUUGGAUGAAGUUGAUGCAGCGUUAGAUCUGUCACAUACUCAGAACAUAGGGAAAAUGCUAAGAAUGCAUUUUAAAGCAUCACAAUUCAUCAUUGUCUCAUUGAAGGAUGGCAUGUUCAACAAUGCUAACGUUCUCUUCCGUACAAAGUUCAGCGACGGAAUGUCAUCUGUAGCACGCUUUGCUCAAAGAGCACAGUAAAAACUUGCUUGUGUUGGAAGAUCAUUUGUACAUUUAUCAUAUAUAUAUAUAUUGAACAGUUUGCUAAUAAAUAUUUACACACAAAGUCUUA